UUUACUUUUUCUCUUUUUCUGCUCAACACGUGACUAGAUAGAUAUCUCUCGCUUUUGAACGUGAAAAGGUGCCGCUGUGUCUACCGUCAACAAUCACGAUGUAUAAAUAUCUAGAUAAGAUGCACGGCUCGGAAAAUAUCUAUCAAAUGUAGAGGCACGUAACACCGACUGUACCAUCGUGAGUAAGCGUAUAACAAGUUGGUCUACAACGUUGUUGGAGAACGUGUUCGGAGCCGCACGGAGCGCGAGGGGUGAACUAGGGGGAAAACAUGUCGGACAGUUCGGACGACGAGCUGAACUGCGGCGACGAUCAGGAGAAAACAACGUGGAUUUUGUACAAAGAUCGCGCAGAGUGGAGUGACGUGACUCCCUUACCCCAGGACGACGGUCCUCAUCCCAUUGUAUCAAUUGCAUACUCCGAGAAGUUUAAAGACGCCUACGAUUAUUUCCGUGCCAUGCUAAAGUCAGGUGAAAAGUCAGAACGUGGACUAGCUCUAACAGAAGCUUGCAUAUGGCUCAAUCCGGUCAAUUACACCGUAUGGCAAUACAGAAGGGAGAUACUUAAAGCCCUGGCGAAAGACUUACACGAGGAACUCAAGUAUACAGAUCGAAUGAUAAAAUACAAUUCUAAAAAUUAUCAAGUCUGGCAUCACAGGAAGAUCAUUGUCGAAUGGCUGCAAGAUCCUAACGAGGAAUUGUUGUUCAUAGAAACGGUUUUAUGUAAAGACGCCAAGAAUUAUCACGCUUGGCAGCAUCGUCAGUGGUGCAUACAAACCUUCAAGUUGUACGAUAAGGAAUUGGAGUAUGUGGAACAAUUGUUAAACGAUGAUGUCCAUAAUAAUUCUGCUUGGAAUCAGCGUUAUUUUGUAAUAAGCAAUACGACAAAAUUCGAGCAAGAAGUGAUAGACAAGGAAGUUGAUUUUGCGUUGGCGAAGAUCGAGUUAGAGAAAGGGAAUGAGAGCGCUUGGAACUACCUAAGAGGAAUAUUGUUAAAUCAUAGCAAAGGCUUAGGUUACAAUGAAAAAGUAAGGCAUAAAUGCGAAGAAAUGUAUAAGGGAGGAUGUCGCACUAAUCAUUUAUUGGCCUGUAUGAUCGACAUUUGCCAAGAGAGAUGUCAAUCUGACGAAUCCCCUUCGUCUUUGUAUGAUAUUAAUUUUGCGCACGAGCUGUGUAAACUUUUAUCGACAAAAUUUGAUACGAUAAGAUGGCGGUAUUGGGACUACAUAGCUAGCCAGCUAGCGGUAAAAUUGAAACCAGAUUACUCUUCAGAUUAACAGCUACAACAACCUUGUAGUGUGAAUUGUUAAAAAAAAUUUAGAUAAUCUUUUACGUAUCAAUCUUACGAUUGAUGUGCUUUGGCCUCUUGCCUACAAAUAUGUAUGUUGCAUAAUUGUCAACUUGAUCAAUUUGUACAAUUCCUUUGUGUAGAACAAGAGAAAUUGCAGAAUUUAUGAUUUAAAAAUAUAUGACUUAUAUAAUACAAUUUGUUAAUUAAAUUCCGGAAUUAUGUCAAGCGAAAUAUAUAGAGUUCAGCUAAAAUUAUUAUCUAUUACGCCAAUAUUGUUAGUUUAGAUAAAACUGUCUCCAUCAUGUAUUUUUUCAUGAUUUUGCUGUAUAAUAAUAUUAGAUAACUGGUAUAAAGUCCAGUUACCAAUCACUACAUAUGGAUAAACUAUAAAAGAUUAGGCUAAAGCUAAUGCGUCAAAAUAAGUAAUAAUAAUUGGUAACCAUAAGUAUAUCUUUUAUGAAAAACAAAUUAAUAAAUUGUAUGAAAUAUAUUGCAC
Vollenhovia emeryi is the source of this 1784-nucleotide messenger RNA. RefSeq names its product protein farnesyltransferase/geranylgeranyltransferase type-1 subunit alpha (gene Fnta). The transcript has 7 exons. Lineage: Eukaryota; Metazoa; Arthropoda; Insecta; Hymenoptera; Formicidae. The record is from RefSeq and is a predicted model, not a curated record. Gene Ontology annotation, molecular function: CAAX-protein geranylgeranyltransferase activity; protein farnesyltransferase activity. Gene Ontology annotation, cellular component: cytoplasm; CAAX-protein geranylgeranyltransferase complex; protein farnesyltransferase complex. The coding region runs from base 270 to 1274 and encodes 334 amino acids. Gene Ontology annotation, biological process: protein geranylgeranylation; protein farnesylation.